AGUACCCUUUCGAUCGAGGUCAGGUCUACAGCAGUAGCUAUCCUCUGCAACUGUCCUUGCAUACUUCUCUUUGUAAUCUAGAUACUCUGCACAAUUAGCUGCAAGGACAGGUGGUCUUCAACUUCUUGCAGACUUCCUCCCGCAACUUCAGCAUUUCUGCUAGUAAAUAUAUGAGUUCAGCAAGAGUUCAGCAUUCGUUGCACUAGAAUCUGCCCAGCUAUUAUUCUUGCUAUCCUCCGUCUUCUAGUUCUCAUUACUCUUUUUUGCGCAAAGUAGGCUCCUCUGUCAAUAUCUUUAAUUCCCUCAAUUCCUCGUUUCAUGACAUGGGAGCGAAUAUUUCAUGUUCCACGGAAAGAUAUCGACCAAGAGAUGAGCUCAAAACCUUCACUUCUGUUUGUGAAGAAUAUGGCAGUUUCUGCAUCCUGCCGUGCUCACUUUGUAUCUUCUCAUGUCUCGUGCAGGAAGAAACACGGAGUAGUGAUCUCCAGUUAGGCACUCUGUUGACCUUCGAACUCUAAAUUUGGAAAGUGUUAGGGAGCUAAGACUAGUUACAAGUGAAUGCAGGAUCGAUGAAACAUAACUAACCGCGUGUCGCCGCGUGAUUUUAGUUCAAAAAUCACCUUGCAAAUUUUCUGAAUUUGCCUUGUUUCAAAUUACGUCUCUUUACGAGAGGAGAUUUGAAGUAAGUGCACGCGGCGACUUGCAGUUCGUGAUGCCAAUCGUUCUUGUAUGCGUUUGUGUCUAGGCUAAGCUCUCUAAUGUUUUCCACUCCAAACAUCACCUUUCAGUACACCUCGGAAGAAAUCAAGGGACCGUCACAAAGUAUACUUUCAUCUGGGCCUGUUUCUACGUUUGUCUGUCUUCAUCGCUACGUGGUAGACCUCUCAAUACUCACAAAAGUGUAAGGACCCUCCACCUCGGAACUCUCGGAACUUUCUGAACCGUCGUUAACUUUAAUCCUUUUUUUUGGUUUUGUCGUUCAAGUUCACUUCUCAGUGUUAUCUGCGCAGGCCGGGAGGAACAGGAGCCAGAGUACCGUCAGAAUAAUCUGGUUGUCUGGAGUGUCCUCAAGUCGACAGAGUUAGUGUUUGUUUUGAUGAAGAAUGUUUAGUAUGUUGGUAGUGAGUAGGGAGAUAGAAUGGAUCGUAUUCUGAUAGCUCUUGCAGAUGAUGUUACGUUUCAAUACUCUUCCUACUGAAGGAGAAC
This is a messenger RNA of Marchantia polymorpha subsp. ruderalis, 1206 nucleotides long. Lineage: Eukaryota; Viridiplantae; Streptophyta; Marchantiopsida; Marchantiales; Marchantiaceae. The record is from the annotation of a GenBank genome assembly.